Messenger RNA from Gossypium raimondii (Peruvian cotton), 3358 nucleotides. Its product is annotated as AT-rich interactive domain-containing protein 4. The record is from RefSeq and is a predicted model, not a curated record. NCBI's taxonomy places the organism in Eukaryota, Viridiplantae, Streptophyta, Magnoliopsida, Malvales, Malvaceae. The transcript is spliced from 15 exons. Gene Ontology annotation, molecular function: DNA binding. Bases 703 to 2943 code for a protein of 746 amino acids.
UGGGGAAAAAGGAAACUGUAGUUAUUAAAAUACAUACUGACAACAAAGAGAAAAAAAAGGGGAUUUUGAGGCUGUUUGAUUUUUAAUUAAACAAUCCAAAAUAAAAAGGUUUUAAUUUUAGUUGCAAUUAUUUAUUGCGUGACUUUGAUUUUUAUCGGAUUUUGAUUUUGGGUUUUUUUUUUUAUUCCUUUUUUUUUAUCAAAGGGGUGUGUGUGUGAGGGGGAAUUUUUAUUAGGUGAAAGCAUAGAUGUGUCCUUUCGGGGUUUUUUAUUAGAGUUUUCUUUAUUAUUAGAGUGAGUCUUCAUAAACUUAGGGUUCCUUUUUUUCUUCUUUACUUUUUCGAUUGUUGUUUGCUUCCUUCUGUUUAUAAGGAAUUUUGCUCAUUUGGGUCUUCGAUUCUCUUACUAAUCUCAUUUGGGUGGGUGAGUUUUCUUCAAUUUUUGAACUCUCUCAACUUUGGGUGUUUUAGGGAUUUUGAUUUCAAGUCCCUGCAAAUACAAAUGGAACUUCCUUUUAGUAUCUUAUUACCUCUCUGGUGGAAUUUUGAAAAAAUUCCGGAGGUUUUUGAGUUUUCAGAUUCACUGUAGGCUUUUUAGGGUUUUGAUUUGAUUUCACAGUUAGUAUUCUUUUUAAGUUUUUGGGAAGAAGAGGCAUUGGUAACUUAGUGGCAAGCUUGAGUUUUGUUGGGUCUGGCAUGUUUGCAUGAUGUUUAGUGCUCAAGGGUCUUCAAGGAACCAUUGCAGUCUCCUUGCAGUUCUUUGUGGCGGUAAAGUUUCUGAUAAUAAGCAAAAGCAGCCUGUUUCUGAUUAUAAGCCCAGAUACCCAUUUCCAGAGCUUUCUUCUUCAGGGCGCCUUGAGGUUCAGCUUCUGAAUAAUCCUAGUAUUGAUGAGUUCCGGCGGGUUCUUGAAUCAUUUGAGCCUAAUAUUGUUUACUUACAAGGAGAGCAGAUUGUUGAUGGUGAAGAAAUUGGCUCCCUGGUUUUGGGAGAUGUUGACUUGUCUACUCCAGAAGCUUUAUGUGGAGUCUUUGGUUCUACAUUUCCUACCACUGUUUACUUAGAGAUCCCCAAUGGUGUCAAAUUGGCAGAGGGACUUCACUCCAAGGGAGUACCUUAUGUUAUAUAUUGGAAAAAUACAUUCUCUCGUUAUGCUGCUUGCCAUUUUCGUCAAGCACUGUUAUCAGUGAUUCAAAGUUCAUGUAGCCAUACAUGGGAUGCAUUCCAAUUUGCCCGUGCUUCUUUUAGACUGUACUGUGUGCGGAACAACAAUAUUUUCUCUUCUAAUAGUCAAAAGCAAAGUAUUAAGCCAGGACCGCAUCUACUUGGGGAGCCUCCCAAGAUUGAUGUUUCUCAGCCAGAGGUAGAUAUGCAAGAGGAAGAAGGCUCUCCUGAAAAUCUUCCUGCUGUUAAGAUAUAUGAUGAUGAUGUGACUAUGAGGUUUCUUGUUUGUGGAUCUCCAUGUACAUUGGAUGCUGUCCUUUUGGGAUCUUUGGAGGAUGGCCUUAAUGCCCUCUUAAGCAUUGAAAUACGAGGGAGCAAACUCCAUAACCGAGCAAGUGCUCCACCACCACCUCUUCAGGCGGGGACAUUUUCUCGUGGUGUAGUCACCAUGCGUUGCGACUUUUCAACUUGCAGUUCGGCUCACAUAUCACUUUUAGUGUCUGGUAGCGCACAAACUUGUUUUAAUGAUCAGCUUUUGGAAAAUCAUAUAAAAAAUGAGCUUAUUGAGAAGAGUCAACUAGUCCAUGCACAAUCAAGUUCUGAGGAGAGCAAAUUGCCUUCAUUCGAGCCUCGUAGAUCAACCUCAAUUGCCUGUGGAGCAAGUGUGUUUGAAGUGUGCAUGAAGGUUCCCACAUGGGCUUCGCAGGUUCUGCGGCAACUUGCACCAGAUGUGUCAUACCGCAGCCUAGUUAUGCUGGGGAUUGCUAGCAUUCAAGGUUUGUCGGUUGCAUCUUUUGAAAAAGAUGAUGCUGAACGUCUUCUUUUCUUUUGCAAAAAGCUGAGCAAAGAUCCCCUCUUGGGUAGUUCUCUAAUUGCCAGAACUCCCAGCUGGUUGGUGCCGCCGGCACCUAGUCGUAAAAGACCAGAGCCAUAUAAAGACACUAAAUCUCUAAACUGUACCAUCAUGGAAGGUGUAAAUGGUUUGACAAGACCAAAAAUCAAUGUUGCUGCUAUGAGGCCAAUUCCUCACACCCAUCGUCAUAAGAUGCUUCCCUUUUCUGGAUUUUCCGAGGCUGAGAGAUAUGAUGGUGACCAAGGAAAGGUUAACUUGCCAGUAGCUCCUGUGAAGCAACCUGCUCCUGUUACACAUCGGAAAGCAUUGUCGAGUUCUUUUCAAGCCCAGCAGAUUAUUUCUUUAAAUCCAUUACCUCUUAAGAAACAUGGUUGUGGUAGAGCCCCAAUACAGGUUUGCUCAGAGGAAGAAUUUUUGAGAGAUGUAAUGCAGUUUCUGAUUUUUCGAGGACAUACUCGGCUUGUUCCUCAAGGUGGGUUAGCUGAGUUUCCUGAUGCCAUUCUGAAUGCGAAGCGUCUUGACCUUUUUAACUUGUAUAGAGAGGUGGUGUCAAGAGGAGGCUUUAAUGUCGGGAAUGGCAUAAAUUGGAAAGGACAAGUAUUUUCGAAGAUGCGCAAUCACACAUUGACGAAUAGAAUGACUGGAGUGGGCAACACUCUGAAAAGACAUUACGAGACUUACCUUUUAGAGUAUGAAUUGGCUCACGACGAUGUGGACGGAGAAUGCUGCUUGUUAUGUCACAGUAGCGCAGCAGGUGACUGGGUAAACUGUGGAGUUUGUGACGAAUGGGCUCACUUCGGCUGUGAUAGGCGGCAGGGGCUUGGAGCCUUUAAGGAUUAUGCGAAAACAGACGGGCUGGAGUACGUUUGUCCGCACUGCAGCAUCUCGAGUUUUAAGAAGAAAGCAGCGAAAACUAUGAAUGGUUAUUGACAAAACUUUGACACACACUUUAGAUCCCCCAACUUAGAAAUUUGUCUCAUUUUGUCCCCUUUUGUUUUGUCAUUUUCAUUUUUCUUUACUCACUAUAACGCAUGAGAUAAGGCACGAUAUUAGGAAAUGUAAUUAUUGUCUUGUAAUCCCCCAUUGUUGUUCUCAUAUAUAGAUCACGCCAUUAACGAAGUUCCCCCUCAACCCUCAAUUCCACCAAUAUUUUGUAAUCUGGUAAACAGAGAUGAGUAAUUGUAGAAAAAAUAACAUUUCCCUAUUUUACUCGAUUAGAUUUAAUGAGGUAGCUUUUUGUUAAACAAUUAUUACACGUUUUUUUCAUCAAUUUAGUCAUUAGUUUGGACUGCUUAUUGUACGGAUAUAUAUUUUAAAUUUUAAUGAUAUUGUUCUUUUCUUUCAA